Ascochyta rabiei is the source of this 1866-nucleotide messenger RNA. RefSeq lists its product as uncharacterized. Gene Ontology annotation, biological process: mRNA export from nucleus; regulation of DNA-templated transcription elongation. NCBI's taxonomy places the organism in Eukaryota, Fungi, Ascomycota, Dothideomycetes, Pleosporales, Didymellaceae. The transcript is spliced from 7 exons. The coding region runs from base 1 to 1866 and encodes 621 amino acids. The record is from RefSeq and is a predicted model, not a curated record. Gene Ontology annotation, cellular component: THO complex part of transcription export complex.
AUGGCAGUACCAGUUGCGGAUGCACCUCAAGUCAGCACCUCAGCAAGACUGGACGAAUUGCUAAAACGCGCGCGAUCCGUCAAGCCAAGUACUACAAUCGAGCCUUCUCUUCAGGUUUCAGAGCUAGUGCCUGACAAUGGACCUCUUUUCAGCGACAUCAAUGGCGAAAAAGAUGUACUCUCAACCGCAGUUGAGAGUGCGGCAAAGAGGAUUUUCUACGCAAACAUAGGACUGACAAGCAUUGACGAGCCAGCUUUCAUAACCGUAUGGAACCUGCUCGAUAUCUUGCAGUACUGUGGUGACAGAGAUAUAUGCUCAGCACAAUUGGUACUUCUGCUCAUUGAAGAGCUACUGGAUAGCCAGUCAUUGGCACAAUGUCGGACUGUUUUCAGUUUUCUCGAAUCUCGGAGAGAGGCAAUUAUUGCAAUCAGCUCGCAGAAUAAAUCUCUGGUCAUACUGAGGCUUUGCAAUGAGCUGCUCCGUCGAUUGUCUCGUGCAGAAGACCCUGUCUUUUGUGGACGUGUCUACAUCUUCAUGUUCCAGAGCUUCCCACUCGGUGACAAGAGCUCAGUCAAUCUUCGCGGGAACUUCCAUGUGGAGAAUGUGACAACCUUCGAAGAACCUUUGAAUGGAUCAGGUGCAGAAGAAGACUCUAUGCAAGUCGAUGAUGACGAAACUACGCCCACGAUCAAGACAACAGCGGAGUCAGAAGAUUCGCCAACGACACCCUCGGGUUUCCGUAAGGGCAACGAGAUCCCGCCCAAGACGCUGGACAUCGACACACUCUAUCCUGUCUUUUGGUCGUUACAGCACUCGUUCUCAAAUCCUCCCCGUUUAUUCGAGGAGAAUAACUUCAAAGAGUUCCGAAGCAGUCUGGAGGCGACGCUUGCGAAAUUCAAGGAGGUACCGAAGGUGAUACAAGCAGGGGACAUUGGACGCAAGAAAGGGCCAAAGCCUUCAUCGGACGAUAGCUAUGACGCGUUUGCGAACACGUUCAACCCAAAGUACCUUACAAGCCGUGAUUUGUUCAAGCUCGAGUUAAGCGACCUCGCUUUCCAGCGCCACAUCCUGGUUCAGGCUUUGAUACUCGUUGAUUUUCUUUUGACGUUAACCGAGAAGGCGAAGAGCAAGCCACUCUACCAGAAUGCGCAGAAAGCGAUGCAGUACCACUUCACAAUGCGUGAGCAGGACACCGAGUGGGCAUUGGGCAUCAAGAACGCCAUUGCAAAUUACCUGCAGGAGGGUCCGGAUGGCAAAUUCUACUACCGCAUGGUAGACACCGUGCUCUCCCGUGACAAGAACUGGGUAAGAUGGAAGAUGGAAAACUGCCAACCGUUCACUCGGAACCGAGUCGAUAUAGCAGAGGUCAUAUCAUCCAAGUCCGAUGCGGUGCGUGCGAUCUCGAAGAAAAGGCCAAACGAGCCCACGGGCGUGUCCAGCUCUCUGAACUUCUUGUACAACACAGAAGCAGAGAAGGGACUAUCGCAGCUGAGGCAGCAUGAUCGAUUCAAUGCACCAAGCGCAGAGACGUAUGCAAGGAAGGUCAAGAUGGUCGACUUGGACUUAGAAAUGGCUAACACAGAUGCCGAUAAACGUGAGGCAGAAGAGAAGAAGUCCAGCUACAUCUGGAGGGGUCUCCGUACUGCUUCUCAGAAACAGUUGAGCUCGUUCGACAAGAUCGACCACGGUAAAGGCCUGGAGGCUCUUCAGCCGGUCCCUCCUCAAACUGAGAUUGCAGGCGACGACACUGCAGCCACGGCAGCGCAAGACAGGGGUACCGCUCCGCAAGAAGAAGAAGAGCAUAGCGUCGAGGAGCUGCGGGCCGAGCAACGAAGUCAAGUGACCGCAGACACAGAGAUGAAGUAG